AAGGCGUUUUAUCUCCCAGCGCUGCUCUCUAGACUUUUUAGAAGACAUAGUGGAAUAUGCCAGUGUACGAAGAACCAAACAUAUAUCUGGAUCUCCAAGACACAAAAAUUUGAAGAAGAUGCACUUCAUUAAGAACAUGAGGCAGUAUGACACGAAGAACAGCAGGAUAGUGUUAAUCUGUGCUAAACGAACUCUGUGUGUGGCUUUUUCUAUCCUACCUUAUGGGGAGAGUUUGCGGAUCAGUGAUCUAAAAAUGGAAGGACAGAAGCAGCGACAUCCUUCUGGGGGAGUUUCAGUCUCUACUGAGAUGGUGCUUGGACUGGAAGGAGUAGAGCUGGGUGCUGAUGGCAAGGUUGUGUCCUAUGCAAAAUUCUUGUAUCCGACCAAUGCCCUUGUUGUUCGUAAAGCCGACAGCCACAGUGUUGUUCCCUCAUGUCGAGCUAGUGCUGCACGGAGUCUUCCUGGAUCAAGAUAUAAACCUGUGACAGCAAAAACGAUACCAGCAGGAACGGAGAUGGGAAGUGAAGCUGGGGAAGCUGCAGAGUAUGAUCCAAAUCUCCUGGAUGAUCCUCAGUGGCCCUGUGGAAAACACAAGCGUGUUCUCAUUUUUGCUUCUUACAUGACUACAGUCAUAGAAUAUGUGAAACCCUCGGACCUUAAAAAGGAUAUGAAUGAAACCUUUAGAGAGAAGUUUCCUCAUAUCAAGUUGACACUGAGCAAAAUUAGGAGUUUAAAGAGAGAGAUGCGAAACCUGAGUGAGGAGUGCAAUCUGGAGCCGGUUACUGUCUCCAUGGCUUAUGUUUACUUUGAGAAGCUCGUCCUCCAAGGCAAACUCAACAAACAGAACCGCAAACUGUGUGCUGGUGCUUGCGUUCUGCUUGCAGCCAAGAUCAGCAGUGAUCUCAGGAAACAUGAAGUUAAACACCUUAUAGAUAAACUAGAAGAGAGAUUCAGAUUCAACAGAAGAGAUCUGAUUGGUUUUGAAUUCACCGUCCUUGUAGCUUUGGAACUGGCUCUCUAUCUUCCUGAAAACCAAGUUUUACCUCAUUACAGACGGCUCACGCAACAGUCUUAACCAAAGCUGCGUUCUGGGCGACAGCCAGCGGCGCUGGGGCUCACAUCACUGAACACUGCUGGUGUGAAGUUGUCGCUGGCCUCUCCGUGCCGCUGUGUUCAUCCUGCCGUAGCUACAGCUAGUCUGGCAGUCUGUAGUGUCCCGUUAAACUGUCGAGGUGUGCGUUACGGAUGCGUAUGCCAAGUCUAGGGGAUGGUACGAGAAGAGUUAUUGAACUUUAUUUUCUUUUGGACAUUUAAAGCACAAAUAUUCACCAGUCAGCUGUCAUGGCUGCUUAUUUUAUUCCUUAUUUAUCUUUUUGGUUUUACUAAAACUGAUCUUCCCUAUGAAGAAUACUAUGGUAUUAUUUCAUUGUUUUGUUGUUUGUUUUUUUUAAGCCUUUAUUGUAUUCCUUGAAACUAAAGGAAGCAUCACCUCCAUUCCAGUGCACC
Molecule: messenger RNA, 1506 nt
Organism: Antrostomus carolinensis (chuck-will's-widow)
Lineage: Eukaryota; Metazoa; Chordata; Aves; Caprimulgiformes; Caprimulgidae
Gene: CABLES2
Product: Cdk5 and Abl enzyme substrate 2
Exons: 9
Biological process (GO): regulation of cell cycle
Source: RefSeq, a predicted model, not a curated record